AUAACGAGCAAAUGGACAAAUAACGGGUCCGUGGACGGGGGGGGGGCGUGCCGGAGCGUCGAAAGGGGUUGUACAUGAUAUCCGGACAAAUAGUGGGCAAAUGGACAAAUAGUGGUCCCGUGGACGGGGGGGUCUCGGGGGGGUCGUGGGGGGCACCCCCGUGACUCAAGGGCGCCCCUGGAGGUGUCCGUACGGCCACGUCCCCCUCUUACCCCCAUUACUGCCGGAAAAAUGGGAUCGUACAUUUGCCUGUUAUCUAAAUGGGCUGGGGCGUCCAAUAGAGGUGUACGGUCCCUCGCUCAUACUAUGUGUACGUUGGCAAAUUAUUUGAAUGGACUUUUGUCCACGAACCCUCUAAUAGUGCUUACUCUACACAAGACGAACCGGCGUUCAGCCCGGCGCAGAUGUCCCUGACCGCCGAGGAAUACUCAUGGUUUCGGCGGUUCCUGGCUCUGCGCGACCGGCUGGUCGGCAGGCCGGACGCCCGGUUGUUUUUUUUCACAUCGACACCCAACCCCUGCAAGAACCUAAAUAACUAUUUUCUGGGGGCUUGGGUGUCGAUGGGCCUGCCGGGGAAACCGACUUUUAUGGACGUGAGGACCUCCAUCGCCACCCACGCCCGUAACACCCACUCGAAGGCCGACCGUGAUAAAGUGGCAAAGUUUGCUCUUCGAGGGGGCGUUGGUGGGGGAGGAGGUCUCGCCCGCGAAGCCAGCCGCGGAGGAAAAGAGGGGCGGAAGCGAAAGGCCAAGAGCAAGCACGGCCGGGGAGCAGCCAAAAGACGGAGGGACGAGUCCCCGCCCUCCUCACCGCCCACCUCCGAAAGCAGUCUGGAGGAGGAAGGCGAGGCGGUGCCCUACCAGGAGUCCGGGGUGUCCAGCCUCGACUCUCCCCCUAGCUUGGAAAAGUACCCGGGGGAAAAGGCAGAAAGCCCGGACUCCACCUCCUCAGUCGGGGCGUCCCCGGUUCGGACACCCAGCGACCUGUCCGCCCCCUCCGCGGAACCGGCUUCGCCGGCGGUCCACCAACCAGAGGAGGCUGACCCCGAGCAGGCAGACCCGGAACCCGAGCAGGCCGUACCGGCGCUGGACCUCCUAAGCCGGCCGAAGAGGGGCGUCGGGGCCGCCAGGAAAGAGGUGGUGGUCCUGACGCCCGUCAAGCCUGCCAUGAGCCCUUUGAGCUGGAGUAAAAUCUUCAGGGUCUCGGGCGGGCCAUGGAAAAGGCCAGAAAGUAGUUACGAGAUUGUUAAAAUGUUCUGUGUUCCGUGUUCUAUAAAUGUGUUCAUUGUGUGGUUUUUUAUCAAUAAAUGUUCAUGUUCUUUUCAAAAAUGACACUUGUCUUCAUUUCUGGUUUUGACAAUAAUAAAUUCCAAGUAAUCAAACAACACUUAAGUACAUCAGAUACUACUGUAAACCACCGAGAAACCUUUUGUUAGAAUUUUUUUAGGGUCAAACCAUAUUUGCAGCUGACUAUUUUGUCAUGCUAACACAUUAAGUGCGUACACCAAAUUUCCAGCGUACACCUGGCGUACAUCCAAAACCACGGUGACUUUGAGAUUUAUUAAUAUGGACAUUGGCGUAUGGCAGUCUCAAAUCCUAUGCCAGCUCAGGAGGUGGUGUACGCACAUUUUGAGUUAAAAACAUACUAAAAGUUUACCAAAGUUUGACUCCAAGAAAGGCUCAAUUUUCAAAAUGGCGGCUGUCAGGUCCUUAAAAUGACCAUUACUCCGUUGUAUUCCCCCUAAACCAGGAAUACUGGUGCCAGAUACAUGUUUUGACCAUGCAAUAUUUUAAUAAGCAUAUUUGAAUAAAAGAUGAGUGAUUACAAGUACAAUUAUAUAUUAAUGAAAUUGGUUACAAGCAUAUUUAUGCGAAAAACAAGUACAAGAAAUUGCAUAUUUCCUCUUUCCCAUAAUGUUUUGCCUAAUGUUAAUGGUUUCUGUAGUUCAAACCAUUCUUUUGAUUCCAAUAAAAAAUAAAUUAAUUAGAACUGUGUGGUACUGUAAAAUUACUCAAAAGAGGGCUGCCAUGUGAAGGUUCAGUACCGAUAACCCCUUUUAUUUAUUUAUUUUAAAAUGUAUUAGCUUUUAUGUUUAGUAUCACUUCAGAGUGGGUUUGGUUGUGCUGGCUGGGAGUACAUUGCAGUAGUCCAGUCUGGACAGGACAAGAUCCUAGGACUAGAACUUGUGUAGCAUGCUCAGAUAGAAAAGGUCUAAAUUUUACUAAUGUUGUAGAGAAUGAAUCUACAAGAGUGGGUGGUGCUGGCAACAUGCUCUGUGAAACUAAGCUGACCAUCACUGACCAAACCCAGGUUUCUGGCUGUCCUGAAAGGCGUAAUGGUCAAAGAACCAAGUUGAAUAAAAAAAAGAUUGUGAUGAAUCUUAGGGCCAGAUGAUAUGACAAGCAGUUUUGUCUUUGCUAAAUUCAGCUGGAGAUGAUAAUCCUUCAUCCAGAGUGGCAUGGCAGAGGUAGGAAAAGCCAUGUUUCUCAAAUGAUAGAACCCAGGAAUGUCAUGUCAAUGUCAUAGAAAAGAGCAGUGGUCCAAGCACUGAGCCUUGAGGUACCCCGGUAACGAGGUGUGUCCCAAAAGGGAAACACGCAAAAUCUGCAAUACUAGUGGUCCUCCAUCACAGAUUUGAAAACCGCUGCUCUAAAUGACCUCCCUGAGAGG
Molecule: messenger RNA, 2670 nt
Organism: Misgurnus anguillicaudatus (oriental weatherfish)
Lineage: Eukaryota; Metazoa; Chordata; Actinopteri; Cypriniformes; Cobitidae
Source: RefSeq, a predicted model, not a curated record